Molecule: messenger RNA, 6136 nt
Organism: Acipenser ruthenus (sterlet)
Lineage: Eukaryota; Metazoa; Chordata; Actinopteri; Acipenseriformes; Acipenseridae
Product: CUGBP Elav-like family member 4
Exons: 13
Coding region: 157-1686 (509 amino acids)
Biological process (GO): mRNA splice site recognition; regulation of alternative mRNA splicing, via spliceosome
Cellular component (GO): nucleus; cytoplasm; ribonucleoprotein complex
Molecular function (GO): mRNA binding
Source: RefSeq, a predicted model, not a curated record
GAGAGAGAGAUACAGAGAGCGAGAUCAAGAGGAAGGAAAACAUAAUAGCAAAAUAAAGAGAAAUCUAAAGGAGACCGAGAGAAAGCCCGGAGAGACUAAGAGAGAGAGUGAGAGAGAGCGUGUGAGAGAGAGAAAGAGCCGGCCUAUUGGAAAAAGAUGGCUACAGUCACCGCGAACGGAUUGCAGCAGGAGAAGGGAUUCAGCACCAUGAACAGCUCCGGCAGGAUGAACGGGCUGAGCUUGGGGCAGAGUACCAUUCCGAUGAAGGACCACGAUGCCAUCAAGCUGUUCAUUGGGCAAAUCCCUAGGAACCUGGAGGAGAAAGAUCUUAAACCGCUCUUUGAGGAAUUCGGCAAGAUCUAUGAGCUCACCGUGCUGAAAGAUCGGUUCACGGGGAUGCAUAAAGGAUGUGCUUUUCUAACAUAUUGUGCCAGAGAGUCGGCCCUGAAAGCUCAGAGCACCCUGCAUGAGCAGAAGACUCUUCCUGGGAUGAACAGGCCCAUCCAGGUGAAACCAGCUGACAGUGAGGGAAGAGGAGAAGACAGGAAGCUGUUUGUGGGCAUGCUGGGGAAGCAGCAGAGCGAGGAGGACGUGCGGAGACUGUUUGAGGCCUUCGGUCAGAUCGAAGAGUGCACCAUCCUGAGGGGGCCUGACGGGGCUAGCAAGGGUUGUUCCUUUGUGAAGUUCUCCUGCCACGCAGAAGCACAGACUGCCAUCAACAACCUGCAUGGAGGCCAGACCAUGCCGGGGGCCUCGUCGAGCCUGGUGGUAAAGUUUGCGGACAGUGAUAAGGAGCGCACACUGAGGAGGAUGCACCAGAUGGCCGGGCAGCUGGGAAUCUUCAGCCCCAUGACCAUCCAGUUCGGGGCCUAUGGAGCUUACACUCAGACGCAGCUAAUGCAGCAACAGGCAGCGCUGAUGGCAGCAGCACAGGGGUCCUACCUGAGCCCCAUGGCCGCGAUCGCUGCAGCACAGAUGCAGCAAAUGGCAGCUUUCAAUGUCAACGGCCUGGUGGGGACCCCCAUGACACCCUCCUCAGGCACCAGUACCCCCCCUGGGAUCAGUGCCACUGCUGUGCCCAGCAUAGCGACGGCCAUUGGGGUGAACGGGUUCAGCGCUCUCCCACCCCAGAGCAACGGGCAGCCAGCCUCCGAGCCGAUCUACACCAAUGGGAUCCACCCCUACCCAGGUGGGCGCGGCUGGGGGCCCAGCGAGUGGUGUUUGGGGGGGGGGGACAGGGCAGCUACCAAUCAGAUCUACCCAAUCCUAGCACAAAGUCCCACUGUGGCGGACCCCCUGCAGCAGGCUUAUGCAGGCGUGCAGCACUACGCAGCAGCCUACCCAGCAGCCUACGCUCCGAUCAGCCAGGCGUUUCCACAGCAACCAGCCAUCAUUCCCCAGCAACAGAGAGAAGGGCCGGAGGGCUGUAAUCUGUUUAUCUACCACCUGCCCCAGGAGUUCGGCGAUGCGGAGCUCAUGCAGAUGUUCAUGCCGUUCGGCAACGUCAUCUCUGCCAAGGUGUUUGUGGACCGGGCCACCAACCAGAGCAAAUGCUUCGGUUUCGUCAGCUUUGAUAACCCAUCCAGCGCUCAGGCAGCCAUCCAGGCCAUGAAUGGCUUUCAGAUCGGCAUGAAGAGGCUGAAGGUGCAGCUCAAGAGGCCAAAGGAUGCCAACCGCCCAUACUGACCCCUUCAUGCUUCAACCAGGAGGAUGGGCCAUGGAGUUUACGAGUUCUAAUUUCCACAAGUGCAGUAUCAAUACAAAGACUCCUUGUUCCGCUACAUAUCAUGAAGGAAGGCGUCCCUCUGAUUUGGGUUUAGAAAGGUUGACAGAAUUGAAUGGAACGAGAUUUCUCCUAUUUUUUUUUUUUUGGUCGAUGAUGGGAAGAUUUAAAAUUCCGCAGAGGAAUGCUGAAACCAAGAUUUUGCUGCUUUUUAUGAAAUAUAAAAAAAAUGAGAUGGAAGAUACAGACAGACACACACAUACACACACAUACACACACACACACACACACGCUAGCCAGCUGAGGAAUGCUGAAACCAAGAUUUUGCUGCUUUUUAUGAAAUAUAAAAAAAAUGAGAUGGAAGAUACAGACAGACACACACAUACACACACAUACACACACAUACACACACACACACACACACGCUAGCCAGCUGGCUUCUUGGUUUCUGGGCCUAAUCUGAAGUUUGAAGAAGCCUGGCCGCAGGGCUUGAGGGUUUGCCAGAACGAACUGCACCCAGACUGUUGAGGAGAACCCUGGGAUUAUUUACAAGACAGGCACAUCAUUCCUUAGAAAAUAGGGACCAAAGGACUAAAUGCUUUUUUAAAACUCUUACCUUGUAGCUGCAAGUAUUACAAAAAAAACAAAAAAAAAAACAUUUAUAGUAGUUAAAAAAGUGAUUGUCUUAUGAAAUCCAAGCUGGCUGAAAUUGUUUGUCCCAGUAGCUAUUUGCUGUACUAGGUAGUGUAGAAAGUAGUUUUAUUAGACUACCCAUGUCAGCCAUUUUGUUUGGCUGUGGAGAGAAAAAGUAGAUAAAAUAUAUCUUUAUCUCUGUUUUCAUUUUAGGGAUAGUUUCAUUUAGGGGUUACAGCCGCUGGAUUUCUUCUUCAUCAUAAGUGUUGUACAUUUCAUAGCAAUUUGAGAAGAACACAAGAAUAUAAAUAUAGAACUGCAUUUAAAAACAAUGCCUUUGUAGGGCACAGUGUGGAUGUCAGAGGCUUACAAAAGGCCUUGGUUUGAGCGACAAUCUAUCGAAGAGACCAAGCAAAACGGACACAUUCAGUUGUUUGCAAUCAUAGUUUAAAACGACAAACAGAUUCUUAACUAUAAUUUAAAAUGGCUAUUAGAGAGCCUGACUGCUUCUGAAACUGUCAAAAGGAUGGAGGAAAUUUGUUGCCACACAAGCGAAAACAGUUUCGAUAUCUUGCAAAGAAAGGAGCAGGCUUUGGUUGCGAGUGAAGGCAGAGGAUUAUAUUGUUUUGUAUAUUUGUUCUAGUUGAUGCUGAGGGUAGGAUGGGAAUCAGAGAUACUUGGGUAGAUUUUCAAAUAUAUACUCUGCUUGGUUGCUAGGAGCCACGCUGUUUGCAGGACAGUGACCAAUAUCAAAAUUCAGUGAAAUGUGAUUGAUAUCGUUGGGUUUAGUUUGCAUCUACUACACAGAGCUAUCAAACGAUUCCUGUAAAUGUAUUGCCAUCCUUGUGUAGGCCUUACAUUGUGAGAUAUGAGACAUGCCCACAUUAUAGUUAGGUGAUUUUUUGUGGUAAUUAUGUAGUAGUGCUAUUAGUAAAGAAAGGGUAUCGAUUACUCCUGCAGAUACAUCACGUCCACUUCUGGUCACACUUCCAGAGUUCACAUGAAGGACUUCAGUCCACAUUGAAAACAUGUCAUGUCACAGGAAGGGAGGGACAAGCCAAAGCAUGAAGCUUCUGGGAGUCUUGAGAUCUGGUAAAGGAAAUGAAUGGCAAACAUUUAGAAUGUUUCUAGAAGAGUAUAAAAUAUACCUAUAUUCCUUCAAGUUUAUACUGUGUCUUAAAUUCCAGUACAGUAUAGUGAUGCCUGUAUUAAAAUCGCCAACAAGACACUACCAGAGUACACAAACAGCAACAUGACUUACUGCUGAGAAAAGACGAACCAAAACAUUACUGCCCGAUCUCGAAUCAUCCAUGACAUACAGGCAGCCAUUUUCAAAGAUGAGUCAUUCUUUCUGCGGACUUAGAAGAGAAGCUUUUACAAUUUCAGCAUUUCUAACAAACAGUACCAGCUUGGAUAGAUCAGAAAUGCUGAUCAGAACCCCAUAUUUUUUUCGACAUUACAACCAUAUAUAUGUCCACAGUUCAGAAAUUGGGAGAAAAACAGGUGUGAUUAAUCACUACUGGAAAUGAGAAGCAGUACAUAAAUGUAAUGCUCUGUGUGACAGCAGACGGCCGCAAACCGCCUCCAUAUGCGUAACUGAGGUUGUAUCUUUGUAAAUGCAGAUGUAUUUGAUGAUUUAAUUUUUCCUCAAAUUGAGGGUGGGAAAUUUGGGCUGCGUCUUAAAUUCGAGGGCGUCUUAAACUCUAAAGAAUACGGUAUAUAUAUAUACAGAUUGACAGCCUUUAUCUAUUGGCUUCACCAGGGGUGUUGUAGAUUUAUUAUGCAUUCAGUGAUUCAGUGCACAGGAGUUAAAACUACAGCUCCCAGGCUCCCUUUCACCCUGCAGAGGCCUUUCAUUUUCUGUUCUUGCUGCAGGCAGCAUUGAGGUCAAAAGUGUCUCACUGUCAUGAGGUAGGAGAAAGGAGCUAGCAAGAAUCUAGACAGGUGGUAUUUCGGGUGGCUUUUUACAGUACCCUUACUUUUCUCGGUUGAAAUCCUGGCUUAGUCAUCUUGCAAAAAAAUGGAGAGGUGAGGAUUAAAAGUCAAUGCCAAUUUGCAGAGAGAACAAAUAUGAGUAUGUCUAAAUUCAUGGAGAGCAGCAUACCAUAGCCACCAAGAACAAGUACACACAUGACACAAUGGGAAGGGCAUUGCUAACGGGAAAACUAACUCCACUUAAAUCUAGGUAAUGCCAUAUAGAAUUGGGGCGGGACAGUUUUGAUUUAGUUAAAUUAUUCCUAAAAAUACUGCUUUUCCGUAUGCCUGCGGAAUACUGCAACAGUGCAAAAGGAAAUGAUGAAAAAUCUGCAUAGUGUUAUGAGAGCAAUAGUAUACAAUUCCUUUUGAAAAGUCCUUGUAACCCAAUCACACAUGGUCAGUGUCCUGGAGACAGCGUUGCUCAGACUGGAACACACUGUUCUAAUAGUUCUAAUACAAAAUGAGAUCUGCUGCCUCAAAGACUCAGAGCCUGCUCUUGUUCCUUGAAGGUCUCAUUCCGAGACCAAAUUAUCUGACUGUAGGUUCACUGCUUAAUGCACUGAUACCUUUUCCGCAGACCUGCACUGACCCAUUCAUUCUAUAUAGUGCAGGGUCUCAAUGUGUUCCACAAGAGUGAUGCAAUGACAUGCUGUUUCCCAGGCAACAUGUUUUGCUGGUAGACUGGAAGUGCGUGGAUGCCAUUCUCUUAAGCCUCUAAAAGGCAGUGUGUUGUAGCAUUAAACAGCUGUCAGAUUAGCAGAACACAAGAUUGGGCCAAUCCUAUGGACACCAUUGGGGUAGUGAGCCACUGGUAGUACUCAGCGUUGCAUUGGUGGAAAACGAAUGAUAAAGUGAAAUCAUUGCCGGAUUUCGUGGUUUCAUUUGAACAAAAGGGCUGGUGUCUGUGGCCCCACAGCCAGUGAACUCCUCUCAUGUACAUUUCUAAAGAACGACGAGCAGUUCAGUGAAAGUGUAAGAAAUGUGUGACAUUGCCUUGCUUUAUGCACUGCAGUAACUUAUAUUCACUCAAAUCAUCCGAGGUGUCAUUUAUUAAAAGAUAUAUCUUCAUAAAUAAUCAUCAGAGAAAAAAAAGAGCUUUUAAAUGAUGAAAAAAACUAAGAUUUUUCAUGCUGUUGAAACAGAGACAGGGUGAGGGUGCUGUGAAGAGGAUUAGCCAGGAAUUCAUUUGAAUUCUUUCCACGCUAAGUCAGCGGCAACAACCCCAACAUGGAGCUUCAGUUGCCUUUAUCCAGAGACAGAAUCUCUGUGUAGAUUGGAGGCUGUGUAAACUGGAGGAGAUUUAAACAGGUCUGUGUUUGGCACAAUUUCUAAUGCAACCAACUGCCUUUUUUCUUUUUGUGUGUCAAAUCAUUAGAUCCCAGGUCAUAAGCAGCACUUGUUAUUAAAUGUUACUUAUGAAAUGUCAUUCCCUUUAUAUAAAGACAGCUGAAAACCCAAUGGUGAUGUAGUCUUUCAUGGACUACAUCCUGAAAAUCAAUAUAUAUCAAUCAAAAUGACCACUUCUCAGCUGCACCAAGGCAUUGUGGGAACUGUAGUUUACCACAGAAUUCUGGGGGUUUAUGGAUUUGUAAUUCAGACCAAUUUCCUUCACAAUUAAGAACUUUUGUUUUAUUUGUGUAUUUAUUUAUUUAUUUAUUUAUUGAUUGAUUGUAUGUUGAUAUUUACAGGAUAGACUUGAAUGGCAGCAUCUGAUUUUUUUUUCUUUGUUUUCAAACACAAGCAUUCAAAAUGAGCGUCUACAGUGUGUGCUGAAAGGGAUGUUGGUAAAGAACAGGGGCCAAU